AUGCUCGAUACAGGGGUUCUGCGCCGACAAGGAGAUGGAAGCGCAGAAGGGACUUCGGAUGCUAUGUCCACAUCGCAGCCACCGGAGCAGUGGAAACACAGCAUGGACUUUGUACACAACAUCGACUACGCUCGUGGGGCAGAUGGCGGUCUGUGCGGGGUCGACAUCUUCAUCCAUCUCAUGAUGGCGCAUUUGACCAUACUGAUCAGGCACCUAGAACAAGCAGGCGCCAUCAUACACUUGCUCAAACUCCGCCCUCCUCAAUCCCAUCACGCCGGCGAGAUAUACAUCCUCGUCCCCGUCCCCAAGCGCAUGGACCUGGACCCCACCCACCCCCUUUCCAAGGCCAGCCUAACAAAGAGUGCCAGCUGGGCCGUCCAGGUCACCCCAAUCUUCCUCGACGCCCGGCUGGUCGAUAAGGACGUCCGGCCCUCCCAUGAUCCCAUGUACCGUCCUUUCGCUUUCGACCUCCCUAUCCCCUACUUUCCCUCCAUCGCGAUCAUCGGACCAGACGGACCGCUCACCACGGCCUACCGCUAUUUCUGCGCCGCAGCUCGGGAUGGUCCAGAGGUGUAUACUCGGGAUAUGCACUUUCACACCGCUCACCGGCUAGACUACUCUGCUGUCGGUAUCGCGGUCAUCAUCUCCACCUCUCCCCCUUCGGCUCUCGAUCUCGAGGGAGACGGUUCCUGGUCCAUCCCGUCCGCUCCUACCAGCCCAUCCACGCCGUUCAGCAUCCUCCACUACUUGGUCGAUCGGCGGUCCCCACCUCUGUUCCUCGGCGGCUCAUGGUUGAAGCGGAUCGCUGAGGGGGAUAUGGAAGUCAUGUCGACGACGUACCCCUUUGCUUUCGCACACUACGAUCUCAGGCGGCGGGUACACGAGCACCAUCAGAAGAUCACUACUCGGCCAAUGACACAUCGGCCGAUCGCACCGCUUCCUCGUCGACCCCUGCCCUCACCUCCCAAUCCGCCUCUUGCUUUUCCGACAUUCGCUCCCAACCUGAGGCUCGCCGCGGGCGACAGCUGCUCCGAGUCUCUCACGGUGCCGUACUUGGGGCGAUUCAAGCGCGAGCACAUGGGGAAUCUGGAUGCAAUCGAGCGAGACAACAAGCAGCGGAGAGAAGCAGAAAUGGAAAAGCAGACUGGCCAGACGGUCAGUUGA
Messenger RNA from Dioszegia hungarica, 1164 nucleotides. RefSeq lists its product as uncharacterized. The transcript has 3 exons. Lineage: Eukaryota; Fungi; Basidiomycota; Tremellomycetes; Tremellales; Bulleribasidiaceae. The coding region runs from base 1 to 1164 and encodes 387 amino acids. The record is from RefSeq and is a predicted model, not a curated record.